AAAGUAAUAGCUUUGCGAGGGUAUCUACUAGGUGCCCUAAAGUUAAUUUUGCUUAGAAGAUUUGGUGCGUCUAUCUGGUUUCUCAGUAAUUUGUAUAAGAAUGUGAGAUCUAAUAAGUCCCUUCUUUUAUCGAGCGUCAAAAAUCUAAAGUGCCUUAUACGGUCACUAUAUGAGACGACUGUUUUGUGAAUAUUUGCUGUAUAAGAUAGAUGCCACAUAAAUCUUUUUUGAACACGCUCCAGUCUUAGAUAGUGGGUAGCAUAAUGUGGUCGCCAAACCACACUGCAGUACUCUAGAUGAGGGCGGACCAGAGAAUUGUAUAAUAUAACUUUAGUAUUGAGUUGCUUGAAGGGUCGGCCUUGACGCAUAAUAAAUCCUAGUAAUUUCGAUGACUUUUUAAUUACACUGUCCAUAUGAUUAAUAUAAGUUAACUUGCGAUCUAACAGAACACCUAGGUCUCUGAUGAGGUCUACUUCCGUAAGCGUUUACCAUUGAAGGUGUAUUGCGUUGGUAUGAUGUUACGAUUACGUGUGAAUUUGAUAUGCACACAUUUGUUUAGAUGAGUUGCAUACCAUUUGAUUUGCACCAAGUUGAUAAUCUUUAGAUAUCCUUUUGUAAUAUCGGAGGUCGAAUCAGACAUAGUGCAAAUUGUUUUUGUAAAUUUCAAAUCAUCCGCAUACAGAUAAGGUGAAGAAUGUUCAAAACAAUAAAUAAUGUCAUUCACAAAUACGUUAAAUAAGAUUGGCCCGAGGUGGUAAAUUGUUUAUUUUUUAAUUUUUAACAAAUUUAUUUAAUCAAAAUAGUUGCCAUUAUUAUCUAUACAUUGCUGCCAUCUAAUGGGAAGGUCAUUAAUGCCUUUGCGAUAGAACUCCGACGAUCUAGACUGCACAAACUGUGUGAAAGCAUUUUGUACUGCCUCCUGGGAAGAAAACUUCUUGUCACGUAGAUAAUUGUCCAAAUCAUGAAAAAAAUGGUAGUCCGUUGGAGCAAGGUCUGGUGAAUACGGAGGAUGACGAAUAGUUUCUAACUGCAGUUCCUGAAGGGUUAAAAUGGUUUCUCCUGCUGUGUGAGGUCUCGCGUUGUCGUGGAGCAAUAAUGGUGAAGAUCGAUUCACGAGUCGGGGCUGUUUAACUGCUAGUUUUGUCAACAUGGUUCGGAGUUCGGCACAAUAGACAUUUGCCGUUAUUGCUUGACCAGAUCGGAGAAAACUAUAGUGAAUAACACCAUGCUGAGACCACCAAACAGUUACCAUUACCUUUUUAUUGGUAAGUUUUGCUUUAGGACACUGUUGUGGCAUUUGACCUGGGGUCAGCCAUUUCAUUUUUCUUUUCCGGUUAUCAUAAAGAAUCCACUUUACAUCACAUGUUACAAUUCGAUCCAAUAUUCCUUCAUUUCUGUACCGGGUAAACAAGGCAACACAAGUUUCAACACGCGUUUCUUUCUGCAGAUCAGUCAAAUCAUGAGGCACCCAUUUUUCGUAUUUUUUUAUUUUAUUGAUUUGACGCAAGUGAGUCAAUAUUGUGGGUAAGGUAACGUUAAACCAUGCCGUUAAUUCCUGGGUAGUUUGACUAGGAUCGGCUUCCACUAUCUCUCUUAAUUCAUCGUUAUUCAUCUGUGUGGGCGGUCUUCCUCGUGGCUCAUUCUUUAAGUCGAAAUUUCCAUGACAAAAGCGUUUAAACCAAAAUUGCACGGUGCGUUCAUUAGUAGACCCCUCUCCAAACGCAGCAUUGAUAUUGCGGGCUGUUUCUGCCGCGUUAGCUCCGUGUCGAAACUCGUAUUCAAAAAUCACUCGAAUUUUCACAGUAUCCAUCUUUCUUGACUAAAUUGAAUAACAAAAACAAUUGAAAGCCGAUAUUCAAAUGUUUCACAUUUUUUAAAAAAAGAACAUCAUAGAAACCAUUUGAAAAAAGUUUCAUUCGAAAACCUCAAACCAUGAAGAUUCUAUGUCAAUUCAAAAAACCUAUUGCAAUAAAACGGUAAUUUCAUACUUUAACCCCUAUUAUAAUACGUAAUAUAAAAUAUAGCACUCCCCGAUAACGUAGCCACAGUAGAUUACUGUGACGUAGCAUUCUACUGGUGAGAGAAUUUUUAAAAUCGGACCAGUAGUUCCGAAGAUUACCCCUUACAAAGAAUUGUCACAAAAUUAAAAACGUUACCUCUUUAUAAUAUUAGUAUAGAUUUAUUUUUAAGUUGUCAUUAUUUCCACGCAACAUAGAAUUAACUUUAUAAUUCAUAUAUUGAAAUUCCAAUUAUGUAAUAAUUUAAAUAUUUAUAAUUCAUACAUUUAUAUUCAAAUUUUAAUUAUGUAAUCACAUUUUACAAUGAUAUUAAAACUACGUACCUAUCUAUAAUUAGUUCAGGCGUCGCAGAAUUCGUCCGAAUCGUCGAAUUUAUUAAUAUUUCAUAAUAUUUAUUAAAUUAAUUUGUUCUUAGACCGAUAUUAAUAAUUAGUUGUAGUUUAAACAUUUUUAAACUAUUCCAAUUUGUUUAACUAACUGUAUUUUUUUGAACUAAGUAACUCAAUUAAAUAAGGAUUAAAAAUAAAUAAGUAUUUUACUUUUUUUUAUUAAUCUAUACUUAUAAUAAAACUGUAGCAGGUCCAAUUCUGCACAUUGAAAAUAUUUUGAAAAUUUUGAAUCAUACACAGCGCGUGGCCCGACACGCACUUGACCGUUUUUUUUCUAAAUUCUCAUUGAUAUUAUGCGGGAAGUUUUUUCGUGAUUUUGUAUAAAAUAGGUAAGUUUAUCAAUGCGCUGUUCUGCGCGGGACCAACGGCGCUCAGAGGCCUGGCAUUGCGGCGACAGAAACUAUCAGCUGACCAACAGAGGUCGCUGGGCGAGGCUCAUCGCGAUUAGCUUUAUAGUGUUGUGUGUUUGUCCGUCAGCGCUGGCGGUCGGCGUCGCGCUGUGGGCCGCGGGCCUGCCGCGGGGGCUGCGCGGGCUCGGCGAGCGGCUGGGCGUGGCGCUCCUGCGGGCUGACUCCGUCAUCGACGGCGAGGAAUUCGACUACAUCGUGGUGGGCGCGGGCGCGGCGGGCAGCGCGGUGGCGGCGCGGCUGGCGCUGAGCGGCGCGCGCGUGCUGCUGCUGGAGGCGGGCGGGCAGCCGGGGCUGGCCAGCGAGAUGCCCGGCGCCGCGAUGUCGCUGUCCGCCUCGUCCAUCGCCUGGCACUACGACACGCUGUCCAACAACAAGUCGUGUCUCGGCAGCGUGGGCGCCGCGUGCCGCUUCACGCGCGGGCGCUGCGUGGGCGGCUCCACCGGCCUCAACUACAUGAUGUACACGCGCGGCAACCGGCGCGACUACGACUACGGGCUGCCCGGCUGGAGCUGGGAGCGCCUGGAGCCCUACUUCCUGCGCUACGAGGGGCUCUACGACGCGCGCCGCCUGCCCGCGGCCUCCGCGCGCCACCACAACACGAGCGGCGUCGUGCCCGUCGGCUUCUUUGGCGACUCCGCCAACCCGUGGCACGAGCGCGUCGUGGAAGGGCUGGAGGCGCUGGGCGUGCCGUACAACCCCGACGUGAACGCCGCCUCGCAGAUCGGCGUGUCGCAGGUGCUCGGCUACACCGCGGGCGGCGCGCGCGUCAACGUCGCGCGCGCCUACCUCGGCCUGCCGGGCGUGCGGCGCGCGCUGCGCCUGGUCACGCACGCGCGCUGCACCGGCGUCAUCAUCGACGAGCACAACGUCGCGCGCGGCGUGACGGUCGCCGGGGGCGCGCACGGGAGCCUGCGGCUGUACGCGCGCCGCGAGGUGGUGCUGAGCGCGGGCGCCGUGGCUACGCCGCAGCUGCUGAUGCUGUCGGGCGUGGGGCCGCGGGAGCACCUGCGGCGGCUCGGGAUCGCCGUGCGCGCCGACCUGCCCGUCGGGGAGGGCAUGGCGGACCACGCGGUGUCCCCCGUGUACGUGCGCGUGGACGACGAGCGCGGCGCCGCCUCGCCGCUGGCCGCGCUCGGCGCCAAGGGGCUGCAGGCGGCGCAGUGGCUGGCCGCGCGGCGCGGGCCGCUCGCCUCCAUCGGGCUGACGGACGUGACGGCGUUCGUCAACACGGCGUGCUACGACUUCGCGCGGCGGCGCCUGCUGCGCGACCGGCCCGAGUGCGAGCUGCCGAGCGUGCAGCUCAUCCACGCGUACGCCGAGCGCGGCUUCGGCCGGCUGGCGCGCGCCGCCGUGCGCGACAUGAUGGCGCAGCGCGACGACGUGUUCGAGGACGUGUUCUCGGCCAACGACGAGAGCAGCUUCGUCGUGGUGUCGCCCGUGCUGCUGCAGCCGCGCUCGCGCGGGCGCGUGCGCCUGGCGAGCGCCGACCCCGCGGCGCCGCCCGCCAUCGAGCCCAACUACCUGGCGGACGAGCGCGACGUGGCGGAGCUGGUGCGCGCGCUGCGGCUCGUGGAGCAGCUGGUGCGCGCGCCGGCGUACGCGCGCCACAACGCGUCCGUGCUGCGCGUGCCGGUGGGCGCGUGCGCCGGCGAGUACUGGGCGUGCUACGCGCGCCACAUGACGCAGUCGGUGCAGCACGCGGUGGGCACGGCGGCGCUGGGCCGCGUGCUGGACGCGCGCCUGCGCGUGCGCGGCGUGCGGCGGCUGCGCGUGGCGGACGCGGCGGCGCUGCCCCGGCUCCCGCGCGGCAACACCGCGGCUGCCGUGCUGGCGCUGGGCGAGCGCGCCGCCGACCUGCUGCUGGAAGACCGCUGGCGGCUGAAAUGACGGCGCGCGGACGGUUCGUGGAGAUGCGCCUGGCGGCCUGCGGGGUAUCAGCAAAGAGAGGAACGAGCUGGAUGACGGCUUCAUCUCUGUGUUAAGGAUUUGCGAAGGCCACGGUCUAGAGGUUUCGACCGACCCUGCGUUUUCCGCCGCUACCAUCCAAUAUCCAUUCAACUUCCUGGGAGCAGUACACAUCGGUUUUUGAUUUGAUUCGAUUGGCAGGUAGUUCGGGCUGGCAGCGGAAUCUCUCCCGGACAUUAUUGACACCCACCGUUACAUCACCGCUGUGAAAUGUUCGUAAAGUUUACAAUUUCAAGUAGUCCACAGCUAGCUCUGACGACUCUAUACAAAACAGAAUAUUCGUAAUACUGUAGACACUCCUCCCACAAACUAUGAGGAAAAUGUUUUCAGAUGAUUGCUUUCUUAUGAAACAAAUACUUGUGUAAUUUUUCCUGAAAAUCUAUCUUAUAAUUCUAUUGAGUAUUCUUCAGUACAAAACUAUAGCAGGUAAUUUAGUUUAUUAUAAAUUAGAAAAUGAGUCUAUAUUUAUCUACCUACAUUUAUUAUUGUUUCACAAAAACAUGUGUUCACAAAAACAUACAUUUGUGAUUUGUUCAUUAAGAAUAAAAUAAGUAUUUAACUACUCUAGACCUUAUGUAAUAAGUAUUAUUAAAAACAAAAACAAAUAUUUAUUACUAUGCCGAGACACAGAAAAACAUAAUAUGGCCGAGAGUAGGUAUAUUUUGUAGGUAGUUAACCGACUUCUUUUAGGUACGAUUAAUAUUAAAUAGGAGUAGAUGCACGUAGAUGUAAUUUUUUUGUUGACCAUGAAAAUUAUCAGUAUUAGUGUGUUAUUAUAACUAUUUAUUUUCUUUUUAAUGAUCUUGUGUUAUUUCGAUCGAUUAUUAUUUUUAGGUUUGGAUAAAGAUGUGUGGAUAAAGAAAACUCUUUCGUGCGCCUGCUGUAGGACUGACACCAACAGUUUCACUUCAAAUCGAAAGUUCAGUCGACCACGCAUACGGACAUCGUUUUGUUAUUUACAUUCAUUCUACAGACAUUCUACAUUUCAAUUUUAUAUUAUUAUACACUAACGGACGCCCGCGACUUCGUCUGCCCUUAGAAUUCUUUAAUCCAGCCCUUACAGACUACAGUACUAUCGCUGUAAAAAUGGAGUAACUUCUCUCGUUUUGCCGACAGUUCCCUUUACUGCUCUACUCCUAUUGAUAGUAGCGUGAUGAAAAGUACCCAUACUAUAACCUGCCCAGGAGUAUGAAGAAUAUUGUACCAAGUUUCGUUAAAAUCCGUCUAGUAGUUUUUGUUUCUAUCACGAACAUAAAGACAGACGAAAAUUUUACUGAUUGCAUUUUUGGCAUCAGUAUUGAUCACUGAUCAUCCCCUGAUAGGUAUUUUGGAAAUAGAUGUACAUUGUACGUACAUCCUCAUCCGAACCUGGACCCUAGACUUAUGCCGCAGCCACGAUAUGCUCGUCGCGCUGAAAUGAAAUGCUAUGCUCGUCGCUGCCGGAUGAAAUCGGACUGAACAUUUCAAUCAUUCAAAAAAGAAAACUUUAUAAAAAAGCUCAGCACUUCAUUUUCUGACCAAGAACUCGAACCCCGCGCCUCGUAAUUUGAAGCAAUAUGAACUAAUCACUGGACCAAAGAGGCGGUUCAUCGUCGUUUUGGGACCCUUUAUGACGUAGGAUCGGUGCAAUAUUUACCUAUUUUCCGCGGAAACCUGACAGAUGUGUGAGGAGGCGCUACACAGUCGCACCAGUGGGAUGUCGGAGGGAAUGUCUAUUUGAUUACACGCUCGCAAAUAAAAUAGCAAAGUCAAUUUGAUCGCGUCACUUACUAGCUCGCUCUCAGCUGAGUGUCGCUGCAGGCGCCGCGCUCACAGCUGUAGCUGUAGUAGGUACCUACCUAGCAGUGGCGAAGAAUGGCAUUUUGGCGAAGGUAAGCCGUCUCCAGGAAUAGGAAAUUCAUACCGCUUAAUACAAACUCCGGUUUCUCAUACAUCCAUACAUAUUCGUUACAAUGAUAAAUGAAAUUUUUUAAAAGGUAACCCGACGGGAAUCUGCCUGUAUGGACCGCCAAGUGGUUAGCAUUCUGGUACGACGCCGCGCUGAAGCCGGCAGUGGUACGGGUAGAAAAAACUUGUACCUCUUCUAAGUGAGUCCGCUUCCAUCUUAGACUGCAUCGUCACUUGACAUUAGGUGAGAUCGCUGUCUAAGUUGUCGUUGCAUAUUAAAAAAUAAAUAUCCAAAGCAUGGCGUCCGUGUUAUCUACCAUUAUGAUAUAAGUGCGCUAAGUUGAAAAUUACAGUCGCAUAUUUAUAUUGCAGCUCGAGCCGAAGGUGAGAGCUAUAGUAAGGAAGCAGAGGCUGUUAUUAUCAAAGCGCACGUAUGUCAUAUGACGUUUUAUAACACAUUUGCGAGGAAACGCACUUUGAACACACUUUUUGAAAACGAAUUUGCAUCUUUGCCUGUUUUUCUUAUGAUGACAUUUUUAUACGCGCACAUAUAACGAAGUACGCACACCAGCGUUUGUUUUUUUUUAUACAAAUGCACCAAAAACAGCCAGAUAAUAAAGUAAAUUAAUAUUUUUGUGUUUCUAUCUACAUGGUUGACAUUUAUUGUCAAAAUUAUUGAAAUUAAAGAAUUAAAUGGCUUUUUAUUAUAUUUUAUCUCACAAAGUUAAUUUUAUUUAUAACAUUUUAAGCACUUUUCUGACAUGAAAACUCUUUGCCAAGAUUUAAAAAGUACCGUUUUCGCAGUUCGAUUUUAGACGGAUGACCAAAGGUUUUAUAUUACAUUACGGCACAUGUGCAUUUUACUUUACAUUACAGUACAUGUGCUUAAUGAGAUAAUUUAUUACGAUAUUGAAAAUGGUGAAAUAAGCGAUACUUUAACGAUAAAGUACAUUAUUAGGUAAAAUGUUCUCUGAGUAACACACAAGUAGUGAGGCCCUCGCUCCGAGACGCUGUUUGACUAAGAAACUUUGAUGAGCGCACUUGCUCCAGAUAAUCUAAAUAUAUAUUGCGUUUUGAUCUCGAAGGGUCGUUUAUUUAGGGGUUAUGUUGCGGGUGGAAGGUGGAGGGUGGAGGGGCACGUCGGGGCAGAGUCGUACUGCAAGACGGUAUAAUGUUUCACGAAGAUUUCGACGAUCCAUACAAAAUUGCUCUACUAUUUAUAAACAAACAAAAGAAUAAUUAUCCAAAUCGGUUUAGGCGUCAUCGAAUAAUCGCGUAACACCUGCCGAAGGGGUUAUAUUUAGUGGAGCUAUCAAGUGUCUGACAAACGUUCUGGUGAAUCAAAGUAUCUGACACUUUUGAUACUGCUUCAGAAUAUUAAUAUUAUUAUAUAAAAAGCCAGCCAUUGGCAUUUAAGUUAUAAAACUUUGUUUUACUUACCUUUCUCACUGGUACGUGCCCAGGUGUCACAGAGCAAGUCUCCACAAACACAAAGGCGCAGGUUUGACGCACAUGAGACGCUACUGAACACGCAAGUUUUCAUCGUUUGAGAAAUUGAGAUCUGUCCGAUGGCACUGGGAUCUUGUUCUGUUACUUGUUAGCAUACUUAUUAAACUUGGCAAAAAAAAAUAGGCACCCAGUUUGAUCAGGGUCGCUGAAGCUUUCUCUCAAGCAAACUGUGGUACAUAUUAUUAUGUAUUCUGUGCUGUUCUUGAGCAUAUUAUGUUUUCUGUGGCUGUGGCUAAGUUGCGAUCCUACGGUUUAGCGCAUAGACAAUGAGGUUUCUUUUAUAGCAUAUUUUUGUUGCUUACGUUACCAGAGAGCCCUAAGUUUUUAAUUGUAAUUAGAGGUUCGAUAAUAUUUAAAAAAUAAUUUUAGAAUAUUUCAUUAAUGAAAAUGAAACAAAGUAUUUAUGUAAGUAGAUAUAUGAUGUAAAAUGCAUGCUAAUUACAGCAUUCAGCGUUAUAGCAUUCAUUAGUCAAUUAACACUUCGUUUUUAAUAUAAAAAAAUAAUUAUCAAUUAACACUUCAAAAAAAAUUGCAAUUAAUGAUUAAUGAUAUAUUAAAUGUAUACCUAUCUAUAGUUGUAACCGACCCACGAUCAUCUGUCCGUCGCUAGCACGUGUUGACAUAGUCUACUCUUCCAAAUUGGGCAAAAUGUGGCUCGGACAAGGUAAGACAAGGAUUAACUACUGCUGAUUGUACUCAUAUGGCCGGGCCGGGUGGACCUGUGCCCACCCUACAAUGGACCUGUGCCCACCCCAGAAUGGACCUGUGCCCUCUCUAGAAUGGACCUGUGCCCACCCUACAAUGGACCUGUGCCCACCCCAGAAUGGACCUGUGCCCUCUCUAGAAUGGACCUGUGCCCACCCUAGGAUUCUGGGCUACCGAUAUGGAAUUUUAUUAUGAUACUAAUAAUAGAUUUAAGGCCCACCCUAGGAAAUAAACCUAGAUACACCAAGUUAAUUUAUAAGUUAAUGUUUUCUCAUAUUCCAAAAACAAACAUUUGGAAGUUCAGGCAAUUGGGUCGGUUUUCAUCUUUAGACAAGGAAUAAAAUCAAUUAUUUCAUGAGGUAGGUAUUUAUGACAACUUUAUAAAGUCAAA
Messenger RNA from Bicyclus anynana (squinting bush brown), 9274 nucleotides. RefSeq names its product glucose dehydrogenase [FAD, quinone]-like. Bases 2749 to 4704 code for a protein of 651 amino acids. NCBI's taxonomy places the organism in Eukaryota, Metazoa, Arthropoda, Insecta, Lepidoptera, Nymphalidae. The transcript has 3 exons. Gene Ontology annotation, molecular function: ecdysone oxidase activity; flavin adenine dinucleotide binding. The record is from RefSeq and is a predicted model, not a curated record.